This is a messenger RNA of Plasmodium gonderi, 1866 nucleotides long. RefSeq lists its product as hypothetical. The record is from RefSeq and is a predicted model, not a curated record. The coding region runs from base 1 to 1866 and encodes 621 amino acids. The transcript is spliced from 7 exons. Lineage: Eukaryota; Apicomplexa; Aconoidasida; Haemosporida; Plasmodiidae.
AUGAAUUCUCUAAAGAAAAAGAAGCAAGAUAUCAUCUGGGGAAAAAAAUGGAGGAACCUUAUACAGCAAAAGGCAAUAAAGGAAGAAAUGAACAAACAAUUGAAGGCAUCUCUAGAAAAGCAAAAGCAAGAGGAAGAAGAGAAGGAGUGCACGUUUAAGCCACAGACAUUAUGGAACCAGAGCUUCAAAAAAACAGUUUCUUUCGUCGAUGAAUUUUUCGUUAAAUUGAAGCCCUACAUAGAGCAACAGCAAGCCUACUUAAACCACCUUAAGGAACUUGAACGCGAUGAUGAAGUUUUUGCUCAAAAAAUUAAGGAAGAACUCAGAACAAUGCUGUCCAAAGCAGUAGACAAAGACACAAUGGAAAGCAUCAUUGAAGGAUACAAAGGGGUCAGAACUAGAGGAAUGAAUAAAGUGAAAAGAGAAAAAUUAGAUAUUCUUUCCAAAAUGAUAAAACUGGAAAGAGAGUAUAACUGUUUUAUGGCUAGAGAAAAUGUAGAUAAAAAGGAUUUAGAAGAAUGUGGAUUUGACUGUGAUUUGGCAGCAAAGUUAAGAAAUGAUAUUUUGAAAAAUUCGUUAUGUCCAAAUUCGUUAAGAGAUUUUGCAAAAAUCAGACUAGAAAUAAAUCAAGUAUUAGAAGAGGAAUUAAAAAAAAGAGAAAAUGAAAAGCAUGCACUCAUUCAUAUGCAUAAAGAGAGCAAUCAGAAAAUCUUACUACAACAUAAUCAAGAUGAUUUCACUAAUCGAUAUGAUUCCUUUGUUAGUACUUCAAAAAAAGGUGCUCAGGAAAAAAGUACCUCCUACACAAAUGAGAGAAAAAUAGUGCAUGUAAAGGAUGAAAAUGUUUACACAGGGAAAACAUACAUCUUAUGCAACGAAGAUAAUGGUGCAUCUACGAGAAACAGAUCAAUGGAAUCCAAGAAAUUCAAUAGAGGAUACAAUAUAAACACCAUGGAACACGUGUCUAAUCAAUCAGAUGAGAACCAUACCCAAGAGUGUAAAAUUGAAGAAACAGACCUUUUUCAAAAAGGUAGUAAAGUAAGCAUGGUGCAUCAUAACAGAAAUGUAACGAACGAUUUUCCUCCCAUUCAUUCUGUGAACAGACAAAUGGAUGUUCUCAACAGGAGUGCCAUUCAAGAAGAAGGAACCAAGUUGGAGCAUAAAUUGAUAAUAGACAGGAAUAUCAAUCAUGCCCACAACACCCCUGACAUAGAUAUACAGAAAAAUAAUUACAGAAAUGUUUACCUCAAUAGUAAUUAUAUGGAAGUCUUAAAAAAUGAAGAUGCGCACAAAUAUGUCUGUUCACUGCAAAAAGAUUUGAAUUCCGUCAAUGUGAUAAUUAUGAAUAACAAUAGAAAUAAAAAUUCUAUCAAUACUGUUCCUAUGAGGAAACAUAAUAGCGAAAGUGUAACUGAUUCGUGUAUUAAAAACGGUGCAUCAUACUAUGGGGAACAAGACGUACUGCAUAUGACUGAAAAAAAUAUGAACAGUUCAGGAAUGAAGAAAAAUGGAUAUUCCAGUGAGGAUUACAAACAAAAGGGCUAUUAUUUUGAAGAAAAAAGUAUAGAAAGAAAAGGUACUAGAUAUAUCGAUAAAAAUACAUACAACAUAAGGAAUGGUAAUAAUUUUUACGAUUUUGAUUUAAAAAAAAAUAAAAAGGAGAAAGUUGCGUAUGAAAUUAAUCCAUUUUACACAAACAACAUGACCACAGAUGCAAGGAAAAAUAUCAUUUCUAUUGAAAAUGGAAAUAGAGCUUUACUCAACAGUGCUCUUCACCCCAAGGACAAUUGUGGACAUCCAAAUAUCCCAUCAAAUGACAACAAGCCUUUGUUUAGCAAAAUAAUGGCCAAGUUUUCCAUUUCUUAG